UGACAGCAGCCCGCUCAGCCUGAACUGUCCGGCGGCAAAGCAUUCUGGGUCAGUGCGGUGGCAGCCGCCAUGACUUUACUAUAGCCGGACCAGAAAAUGGAUGCUUCCUGCUUCUUAGCUGAAUAAGCAUCUCUAUCACUCAGGAGAUUUGAACUAGCGGCCUCGGAAAGUCUCCUAAAAAGACACGAAUCUGAAUGUAAAUUUUGUGUAAGAAGCUCAGUCUGAUAGAAAACUGUAUGAGCGGCUGUGGCUGCUGAAGUUAGCUAGAGGCUAGCUGGCUAAUGCUAGCAGGCACCGGGCUAGCACAAUAAUAAUAAUACUCAUAAAAAUAAAUGCACUGUCUCUUGCUCAGCUAAAAGACAGCGAUAUAAGUUGGACCAAAGGCUACACCCGAAGGUAUGGCCUGGAUUUGAUUUGGACGGUGCUGGUGAUGGCAGAAGGGACUGACACUGUCGAAAUGCCCUCCUUUGACCCAAGUCCUAGUUCUGAAGCAAAAAAGAGACCUACUUCUUCUGAUGGCAAAGACGAGCCCAUGAGGAAAAUGCCUGUGUCAAAAUUUGGUUCCAGACCUCGGUUUGAGCCUGUUCACUUUGUCAGUGGUGGAAGCAGUGGAGGAACCGGCACUGAUGAGAAGGAGAACGAUAAGGAGCGCAGGAGGAGCGAGUCGUACGGUGUGAGACAGUGGGACUCUGAACACUCCUCCUACAGCAGCACCAGCAGAGCACAGGGCUCCUCCUCCCUGAGGCCCGCUUUUGACAGAGUGCCAUCGUACAGUUCUGACUCUUGGGGUUCUCAUAGAGAUAGAGACCGGGACAGAGACAGAGAGUUUUCUUCGGGUAGUACUAGUGGCUUAGGUUAUGGAGGACGUGGCUCCACUUCAAACUUCAUGGCAAAAACACAGCAGGACUACACAGUCAAGUAUGAAGGCCACACCUCUCGAAGUUCAGACUCUUAUUCUCAGCCUCAUAGGUACAAUGGAUAUGGGGGAGCGAGCAGAUCAGGAGGCUGGGAUUCAGGACGUCAGGGUUUGGGGUACGGUUAUCAGGACCGGCCAUCAUCAAGCAGGCCGUUCAGCAGAGUCUACAACAGCCCGGGCAGGAGCAGUCCUACCACGACUCAGUCGAGCUCUACAUCGCAGCCUCUUCCAAUAUCUCAGUCAACAUUAGAUGAUAAGCAAAGGCUGAUUGCCAAUGUAGCAUCUGCAUUGGCUGUUGCUUUUAGGGACCCUAUGUUUAUGACUGGAAGUGACUCGCCAAACUAUAAUUUCAUGUUGAGCCGCAGCAUUCAGGCCUGCAAGACCAACCCUGAGUAUAUUUACGUCAACCUGAAGGAUAUUCCUCAAGCUGACCUACCGAAGAACAGGAAAGUACCGACAGAUGGUUAUGCCUGUGAACUGAGAUGUCAGGGUGUGUAUCUUGCUACCGGAUACUCUGGCAGUAAAAAUGGAGCAAGGGACAGAGCCUCUGAGCAGGCUGUAAAACUCUUCCUGAAACCAGUCGAAGUUCGUGUCGUGCAGCGCAAAUACAGACACUCAAUAGUCAAUGACAUGGUUGUGUGCCAGAUGCACAGCCCAACCCCGGCUUUUUUACCUGCGCUCCGCAACCCAGAGGAUAAACCGACGCCCAGCUCUAAGGGCCAAUACGAGCCUGACAAACGGAAGCACUGGACAGAGUUUGUGGUUAUGGACAAUGCUCAUGACGCCAUCUGCAUACUCAACAACUCUGCGGCUUUUAAUCGCAUGAAGAUAGACUACAAGUUUGACCUUCUCCCCAACAACAGUGCUUGGUUGUGCAGCGUCUUUCUGCAGGAUGAGUUGGUGGCGCAGUCAACAGGCACUAAAAAGAGCUCAAAGCAUGCGGCGGCUGAAGAGGCGGUGAGAAAACUUCGCAUGAACCAGGCACAACGACAACAGCAGCAGCAGCAACAGCAGCAGCAGCAGCAGCAGCAAUAUCAACAGUCACAAUACUCCAGAGGAAAUAACCAGUCAGAUUCUGGUGGACGCUUUGGGCAACAGAGUGGCAAAAAGAAGCAUUUGAGCGAGUUGGUUAUCUUGGAAAACUCUGACAAUGCUAUCUGUAUCAUUAAUGACACGGCACAAUUUAAUAAAGUGACAGCGGAUUACAAGUUCACCGUUCUGCCUGAUCAUCGCUGGAGGUGUGAAGUUUACUUAGAAGGACAGUAUGUGGCUGCAGGAAUUGGGCCCAAGAAAAUAGUGAAGCACAUUGCAGCAAUGGAGGCUCUGGCCACCUUGAGACAGACGCAGGCUGUGGUCAAAUCCAACCUCAGAAAGGAGGGUCACAGCGAUGCCAUAUCCCGGUCCCAGAUCCUGGCUCGCUCAGGUGAGGAGGCCACAAGACAGGAGAUAAAGGAAGACAAUAUCGGAAACCAGCUGCUCCGCAAGAUGGGCUGGAAGGGCGGCGGUCUGGGCCGAGACGGUGAAGGCAUUGCAGAACCAAUCAGAGUGAAGGAGCAGUUUUCUAGAGAAGGAUUGGGUAUGGACACGGACAAACCUGGAAAUCAGCUCAGCAAGCGUGAUAUUGAGGACAUCAUUCGUAACUACGCCAGUUCAGACCGUCAGGAUGACCUUCGCUUCUCCACUGACCUCACCAACGAUGAACGCAAACAGAUCCAUCAGAUAUCUCAGAAAUACGGUCUGCGAAGCAAGUCAUACGGACAAGGACGGCAACGGUUCCUUGUUGUCAGUCGCAAAGUACACAAAGACCAGCUCAUCGGUCAGCUUUUGCAGGAAGGACAGGUGGGACGAUAUGAGCUCGUGAAACCUCAGGCUUCUCACUAAUUUGCAUGCAAAGCAAAAUGGGACAGAAAGGCAAAAAAAUGUCAUUGGCUUGGACUUCAGAGCAAAUCACAUUCAAGUGUAACUCCUGUUUAUACUUGUGUGUGACAAAUUUACAACACACGUUAACAAAUGAGAAUCUUUCAGGUAUCACCUGUGGUUUCUGCAUUCCUUUGCCAUGAAAUGUACUUUAGCUUUAGCAGGAGCUGUAGGAUAAAUAAUUUAAUGUCUUUUUUUUGUCUCCUGCCAUUCCACGUCCUAUUUGUUUCACAUUUGCACAAGCUUGUGUUCUGUGCUUUGUGGUAUCAUGUCCAGAUGAUGCUCCAGUUAUUUCAUGAAUUGAAAAAAUGACUUAACAAUGUUUUUGUCACCAAAAUUAUUUUUUUGUUUCGUGGCUAUUUAAGGAACCAGGCAGAACAUGCAGCUUUUCACUGCUCGUGAGUGAACACUGUAGACAGUUGACUCAUGAAAGACAAGGAUUAGAGGCAUUUUUAUCAAACUGUAGCUAGGUGCUCAUACCAGUCUCACUGUAGUGAUACAUCUCUAUUCAGAAAUACCUGCAAUGUUGUUUGCUCUUUCAACACCUGGGAUCAUUCUACAAGUACAAGCUGCAUCCAUGACGUGAAAACCUUCACAUGGAAACUGUAAGCUGUGAUCUUUGUUAAAUGUCAGAUGUGUUGGUUUGUGUGAGUACAGUUAACUUGUCUGCUUGUUUUCACAGCUGUAAAAUCUGAAUAAAUUAAAACUGAUCAACAGGCUGAACUUGGUUCAGAUGGAUAUUUUUGUACUGCAAGUUUAAAAAAGAAACAAAGACAAAUGAUGUAUAUUUAUUUUAUUUACAAGAAAAUGUACAGUUUGUUACAUGGGUUACCAGUGCAAAGUUUUAUAAUCUGAAAAGAGACACCAUCCUGUUUAAACAGUACAAUCAGCUCAUUAUGAGAGCUGGUUUGUAAGAUUGUAAAAUAGCAUAAAAAUGUUCUCACACAGCCUUUAAAUGUCAGCAUUAUGAAACUCUGUGCAUGAAACAAAGUUAAGUGCCCAGAAAGGGUACUUAAUGUCUUGUUUCAGUGUUGAAGAGGGACGUACAUGUUCACCAAUAUCUAGAACAUUUUUGAAAUACAAGGCAUGGGUUUACAAGUACAGUUGAGAGAAAGGCAUCUGUUGAGUUGACAACUUGUUAGAGGGAUGGAUGCCAAUGCCAGGUUUAUUUUCAAUCCCACUGAAAGGCUUUCAAAAGGCAGAAAGAAAUAAAACCAAAAGGAGUGAGCCCACUGAAACAGGAGGAAAACACCCAUGAACAGCUUUGUUUUUUUGUUUUUUUUUGUUGUAAAUAUUAACUGUUGUAUCUACACAGCAAACCACGCAGCAAGCACAUCUAAUUAACUGUCACCAAAUCAUCCAGCCAGUUUAAAAAAACAGGUAGAAAAGUGACAACUGAGAGACCGGCCAUUGCCUUUUUUUUUUUAUUUU
This is a messenger RNA of Seriola dumerili (greater amberjack), 4264 nucleotides long. It is a transcript of the gene nkrf, whose product is annotated as NFKB repressing factor. The transcript has 3 exons. Gene Ontology annotation, cellular component: nucleoplasm; nucleolus. The coding region runs from base 431 to 2797 and encodes 788 amino acids. Lineage: Eukaryota; Metazoa; Chordata; Actinopteri; Carangiformes; Carangidae. The record is from RefSeq and is a predicted model, not a curated record. Gene Ontology annotation, molecular function: nucleic acid binding.